AUGAAGUUGUUACACGCAAUCAUUGCGGCAAUAUGUAUUUCAACAUCUACAGCCACGACUUUGUCUUCAGAUACAGCUGCUACUCCUGAAAUAGUUUAUGUCACAAUGAAGAAUGUUAUGACCGAAGUCGUCACUGAGACUGAGUGCAAUAAGAGUGAUUGUACAAAAUCUACAGCCGUACCAUCUGCAACAAACGAGUCUCCACUGGUGGUUUAUGUCACAAUGAAAAAUGUCAUGACCGAAGUUGUCACUGAGACAGAAUGCAAUAAGAGUGACUGUACGAAGUCUACAACUGUACCAUCUGCAACAAAUGAGUCUCCUCUGGUGGUUUAUGUCACAAUGAAAAAUGUCAUGACCGAGGUAAUCACUGAGACAGAAUGCAAUAAGAGUGACUGCACAAAAGCCAGUCUGUCUGCUGAAGGUAAUGUUGAUGCGGAGAUUACAGGGUCCGAUGUCAGAUCCAUACUCUCUACAUCAAUAACUUCUGAUGCAGCUGCAACCACUGACCCACAGGUGGUCUAUGUUACUAUGAAAAACGUUAAAACGGAGGUUAUCACUGAAACAGAGUGUAACAAAGGUACUUGCACUAGAAUCACAGAUACAACCAAAGAGGCCAUCCAAUCAUCUGCUACAGAUGCAUAUCCGCAAAUUGUAUACGUCACUAUGAAGAAUAUUACCACGGCGGUAAUCACUGAGGUUGUGUGCAAUAAGAGUACUUGUACUCUAGUCACUUCUGAAUCUAUUUUACCAUCUUCCACAAAAUCUGUUCCGCUGAUAGUUUAUGUUACUAUGAAGAACAUAAAAACAGAAGUGAUUACGGAGACAGUCUGCAAUAAGAGUACAUGCACCAAAGUUACACAAACAACAGGAGUGUCCACAGUUACAGACAACUCAAGUACAUAUACUACUUAUGUCCCUUUGACUACAUCUGUUCUAUCCACAUCAGUAAAGUCAAGCUCCACUGUUGCAAAAUCUACUACAUCAAAAACUCCUACUUCUCCAAGUUCGUCCUUAUUUACAACUGUUGCUGCUCUUGAAUCGACCUCAACAGUAAAGCUCACCACCGAGAAAAGUACGUCAGUACUUUCUACCUCGAUCACUUCUGAUGCAAGUGCUUCUCAAACAACAAACUUGUCAACUAGUAUUUUAAAGUCUGUUGACACCAACCCUCCAUAUGUCAUUUCCUCGGUUCCGAGCUCAACAUCAAGUGUAGAAGCUUCAACCGAGUAUUCAAGUUACCCAACAUCAAUUAAAUCAAAUCCUUUCACCACCGUGGUUGACGAGGCAGUGGUGAAGGAAAUUGAGACCACGAUAAUUACGAUUACAUCUUGCUCAGAAAACUCAUGUUCAAAGACCAUCCAAACUACAGGCCUCACAACCGUGACUGUAGGUAGUAUAAUUUAUACCACGUAUUGCCCAUUAACAACUGAAGCUCCAGAAAAGACCACCACCGCUACUGCCGCCGCCGCCCCUAGCAGCAACAGUAGUAGCACCACCACCACCACCACUAAAACGUCAUCCUCAUCAGCCUCGUUGUCCAAGGUCACAACUACAGUUUCAACAAUAAAAGGCUCCAGUUUGCCAGCCAAGUCUUCGACAACGAGUAUUUCCUCAUCUAAAUCAUCUUCAGCAAAUAAUGUUUCCAGAACUACUUCGAUAAUGAGCACGUCAGUGACUCCAAUUGCCACUUCUAUGACCACACAAUACGUGGGUAAAAAAUCGAGUAAGGAGGAUACGACAACCACUACUUCAACUAUUGAUAUUACAAUAUUUGUCACUUCUAGUUGCUCAGAAGAACACUGCUUGCCAAUGACAUUAUCUUCAGUUGUUGAAGUAUUGACAAAGGGAGAUUCAACCAUUAUUUCAUAUGCACCUAUUCCUACUGCAGAACCGGUACGCUCGGUUGCAAACCAAGUCGUCAAUGAACAAGUCCAGUCUCAGUCAAACUUGAAUCCUGUUGUAGCGCCUUCAAAUCAAGUCAUUGAUUUGGUACAGCAACAGCCGUCUGUUGCAGAACAAGCUGUUUCGCAAAGCACGACCACUGUUGGCACUACUCCACAAGAGGUGUCAGAAUACACGGGGUCUGCUAUCAAAUUUAGUCCUUCUUACGCUUUCGUAUUUGUUGCCGCUAUAGCUUAUCUCUAG
Molecule: messenger RNA, 2145 nt
Organism: Lodderomyces elongisporus
Lineage: Eukaryota; Fungi; Ascomycota; Pichiomycetes; Serinales; Debaryomycetaceae
Exons: 1
Coding region: 1-2145 (714 amino acids)
Source: RefSeq, a predicted model, not a curated record